AUGAAGAUAUAUUAUAUGGGUAUUUUCCGUAGUGGAGGUGAAAAAGCUUUGGAAUUAACUGAAGUCAAAGAUCUAUCUCAAUUUGGAUAUUUCGAAAGAGGUAGUGUUGGUCAAUUCAUGACAUUUUUUGCUGAAACAGUGGCAACAAGAACUUCACCAGGUCAAAGACAAAGUGUUGAAGAAGGAAAUUAUGUGGGUCAUGUAUAUGCAAGGAGUGAAGGUAUUUGUUGUGUAUUGAUCACUGAUAAAGAAUAUCCUGUUAGACCAGCUUAUACAUUAUUAAAUAAAGUUUCUGAUGAAUAUCUAGUAGCACAUACUCCUAAUGAAUGGGCAAACAUUACUGUUACUAAUGAUAAAUUAAAGAUGAUAGAACUUGAUACAUAUAUUGUUAAAUACCAAGAUCCUACACAAGCGGAUGCAAUUAUGAAAGUUCAACAAGAAUUGGAUGAAACAAAGAUUGAAUUGCAUAAAACUAUUGAGAAUGUUUUACAAAGAGGUGAGAAAUUAGAUAAUUUAGUUGAUAAAUCUGAAUCCUUAACCGCAAGUUCCAAGAUGUUUUAUAAACAAGCCAAGAAGACUAAUUCAUGUUGUAUUCUAAUGUAA
Messenger RNA from Henningerozyma blattae CBS 6284, 603 nucleotides. RefSeq names its product palmitoyltransferase YKT6 (gene YKT6). The transcript has a single exon. NCBI's taxonomy places the organism in Eukaryota, Fungi, Ascomycota, Saccharomycetes, Saccharomycetales, Saccharomycetaceae. Gene Ontology annotation, molecular function: SNAP receptor activity. Gene Ontology annotation, biological process: endoplasmic reticulum to Golgi vesicle-mediated transport. Gene Ontology annotation, cellular component: Golgi apparatus; membrane. The record is from RefSeq and is a predicted model, not a curated record. Bases 1 to 603 code for a protein of 200 amino acids.